This is a messenger RNA of Somion occarium, 3379 nucleotides long. The record is from the annotation of a GenBank genome assembly. Lineage: Eukaryota; Fungi; Basidiomycota; Agaricomycetes; Polyporales; Cerrenaceae.
GUUCCGACGAGAUGCCCUGUUUCAGAAGUAGCAAUCGCGAGCAAUAUAAAGAUCGAUGCGAGAAGUACGUUCACCCGGAAUCGAACAAGGAUUCGGUCCCAGAUUCGCCACGACGUCGCCACCAACCAUCGUGGCGCUGAGCGGACUUACAUUUAGGGACGAGUACAAGCGCACUGCUUACGAUAUCAACGUUUCCUUCUGGCCCUCCGUAAUUAUUUCUAUUGCAAUUGCCAAGUUUCUUGCUGGAGUUCGUUUGUUCCAGUAUCUGGUGCGAAUCGGCUACCUGAACAUAAGGCAAUCACUUAAAUGAUCACUCUCUCCUCAGCCGUAUGACACAUUAAUGUGUAUACAAUGUCUAAGCGUUCUCUAGCUUCAAGGUCGUCGGUUCCACGAAAGAAAAAGACGAAGCUUGAGACACACCAACAAUCGAGGCUUGAUAGUUUCUUCAAUAAUUCUCGCCAAAGAUCGUCUAGUGGUCCUUCGAACAAGGGCGAAGCUGCAGCGUCUUCUGGCACAACGGCCGCCGUGACGGACGAUGCGUUCCCACUCACAGCCAUAGCAAGGGACGAGGCCUAUGCUAGGCUGCUUGCUGACGAGGACGGCUUAACGCUUGACGUUCUCUUGAGGUUAGAAGCAGAAGCAUCUCACAAAUCCCCUUUACCCACGACAAACGGGAAACCCGAAGUGAUAGAUGUAGACAUGCUUGAUGACGAUGAACAGCCUGUUGCGGGACCCUCAAACCGGGCCAUCGAAAAGUCAAUUGCUGAUCAUCGCAUUGAGUCGCCACCCGCAUCUUCUCAGCCCUACAAAUCCACUAAGCCUGCAUUCAGCAGCGACAGCCCGAACAUUCUUCCGACUUACGAAUCCCUUUGCAUAGACCCGACUGCCUUUGAUCCAGGCUCUCUAGAUUGGUCCCCGAAUUCGCCUAUACCAUAUUCGUUCUUAGCCCAUACCCUGUCCACCCUAUCAGCAACCAAGUCGCGGAUAGCAAUUUUGAAUAUCUUGACCAAUUGUCUUCGUUGUAUUUCCAGAUACCACCCGCCGUCUCUUCUCCCGGCCUUGUAUCUUUUGUCUAACUCCCUCUCACCGCCAUAUUCUCCUCUUGAAUUAGGACUCGGAUACUCCAUCAUUUUGAAGGCGAUACAGCAGCUGUCCGGUUUGACAUCUGCUGCUCUGAAACGUCUAUAUACCGUUACUGGAGACCCAGGGGAUCUUGCAUACGAGGCUAAGAGCAAUGUUCGCACUCUCAUACCUCAUCCACCCUUGCUCAUCACAGGUGUCUACGAAUCCCUCCUCAAGAUUGCCUUUUCUCGUGGGCAAGGUGCUGCCAAGCAGAAGCAGGCAGUAGUGGAGAAGCUGCUUGUUGCAGCACGCGGAGAAGAAAUUCGGUAUCUUGUCCGCACAUUAGCUCAAAACCUCCGUGUUGGCGCUGUCAGAACAUCAAUGCUUACCGCUCUAGCAAGGGCCAUGGUACUGACCCCGCCUUCCCAACUAGAAGUGAGCGUCCCGACGGAUUCUCCUUUCCACGCUGCGGAUCUUCUUUCAGCAGUCAAGCCCCUGCCUUCAAAUGCAAAAAAGAAAGUUUCCGAUCCCGCCCGGGAUGAACUUAACGAAAAAUUUGCCCAGGCAGAGGCUUUGGUCAAGAAAGUCUAUGUGCAACAUCCAAAUUAUGACCAUUUGGCUAAAGCGCUCCUUGAGGCCGGAUUGGAUGGGCUUACUGAACGUCUCCCACUGACAGUCGGCAUCCCCCUCUUGCCCACCCUUGGGUCGCCCACUCGCUCUUUGGACGAAAUAUACGAUCGGCUCGGUUUCCUCCCCUUCACGGCAGAGUUCAAGUAUGACGGGCAACGCGCUCAAGUUCAUGCAGCUCGAGAAGAUGGGUCUUCAUCACAAAUUAAAUUGUUUUCCCGACAUCUAGAAGACAUGACGGACAAAUACCCAGACGUUUGUACAUUGGUGGAGACUAUCUUCGCGCAAUCCCCAAAUAUUCAGUCGUUCAUACUGGACGCCGAAAUUGUCGCCGUGGAUCCAGUAGACGGUAGCCUCAAGACAUUCCAAGAACUCUCCAACAGAGCCCGUAAAGAUGUACAAUUGGACGAUGUGAAGGUUACGGUAUGCGUUUUCGCAUUUGAUAUAAUGUACCUCAAUGGAGAAAUCUUGUUGGGGAAGCCCUUUCGCGAGAGGCGAUCACUUCUGCGGUCUCAAUUUCCUCCCAUUAUCCCGCAGCACAAAAGCGCUGCCCGCUUUGAUCAUGUCCGGAGCUGCGAAAGUGAGGACGGGCGGGAGGCUGUGGAAGAAUUCUGGCAGACAGCGGUGAACAGUCGAAGCGAGGGGCUGAUGAUAAAGCUCCUGGACAGCGGGGAGAUUCUGCAGGAGCCUACUGCAAAAAAGGAUAAGGUUCGGAGGAAACCUCUCCCUGCAACCUAUGAACCGGAUAAACGUACAUCUGCAUGGCUAAAGCUGAAGAAGGACUAUGUCAUUGGUUUAGGCGACAGCCUCGAUCUCGUCCCCAUCGGUGCAUGGCAUGGCAAUGGACGAAAGGCGAAUUGGUGGAGUCCUAUUCUUUUGGCUGUUUGGGACCCAGAUGCUGGAAAGCUUGUUGCGGUCUGUAAAUGCAUGUCAGGGUUCACUGAUACCUUCUACAAGGCAUUGAAAGAACGGUAUCCUCCCGAUUCUGAAACCUGUGCGCGAGAACCGCGCUGGGAUCCAGAAUGUGACACUGGUGGUCUCAAGCCGGAAUUUUACUUCAAGCCCCAGGAAGUUUGGGAAAUUCGUGGUGCCGAUGUUACAAUUAGCCCAGUAUCCAUGGCUGCUUACGGACUGGUCUCGAAGACGAGAGGGCUCAGUUUGCGAUUCCCUAGAUUUAUCAAAGAGCGGGAAGACAAAGGAUUGGAAGAUGCUAGUACACCUCAGUUUCUAGCACGGAUGUGGGAGAGCCAGCAGGGGCAGGGUAAGGAUCUGGGCGGUGUUGAUGAAGGGGAGCUUGUUGAUGUCAUUGGAGAUACCGAUAUAGAGGAAGAGUCGUCUGGAGACUAAGGGCUUGAUGGUGGGAAACCGUCCAUUCCUCGACGAUAAUUAUCAGUGCUGUCCAAAGUACAGCCAUUUCUUUUAGCUUUGCUACAGAUUCAGUAUUUAUCAUCUUAUAGUUGUUCACCUUUGAUUGUUCGCAAUUUCGACAACAGGAACCGUUCUUUGGGCUCUUCACAUCAUAAGACUUUCCAAAUACGGGUUAGCUGCCUAUCCAGACGGCGGUGUCCGGGCGGACCUGAUCCCCUUGCCUCCCGACUGCCCGAUCCAUAGGAGGAUCGCACUGACUUGCUGCUUGUAGCUGCCUUUCGAUUGUAGCUCAAGUUUGCAGUGAUUUAGUCAAGUAUCCGCC